AUGUCUAAUCGUUAUGCUCCACUCCCUAAUCCACGUACGGACCCAGAUUCAACAGAACUAGAAGCUGCUUUCGACGAUCAAGACGACGAGGACGACGGCGGUUAUGACCUAGAUGAAUCGAGUCCUCUGACUUAUCCAAAUCCUUCGAAUUCUUCAUCUUAUAAUUUCGAGUCUCCAAUUUGCGACUACGACCAACCUCCUCCUGGUUCUCCCCCGCAACCAUCUUCUCAUGCUGUACCAAAUGAAUUCGGAAAUUCCAAUGGCAUAAUACCUGUCUUUACACUAGACUCUUUGCCCCCGCCCCCAACAGGGCCAUGGUGGAAGCGAACCGCAACUACUAUCCUACCAUCCCAUUAUGUCAACAGAUGGGGUUUCACUUCUGAAGCUAGCUCUCGCACUCCCAUUGGAGGAGGUACCAGAAAUGACGGUGUAUUCAGCAACGUAGCUGCCAAACCAUCGCAAGGCGUACGUGUUCAGGAAGGAGACAACGUAUACCUCGUUCCAGAAGAAUCUUCGAACACAGCUCCCCCAACUUACGCAGCAGCUCAAGCUGACGCUGCUCCUCCUUACCACACUCAUUCAAUCUUCCUUCCCUCUUCCGUUCAUGCAUCCCUCACUCUCUCCCAAGGCUGUGUCGUCGUAGAUGGCCUUCCCACAGGCACCCUUUUCUCCUUCCUCUGGAACGCCCUUAUCAGCACCACCUUUCAAUUCGUCGGCUUCGUUCUCACAUGGGUCAUGCACACAACCCACGCCGCUCGCUAUGGCAGCAGGGCAGGUCUCGGAGUCACUUUAAUCCAAUGGGGCUUUGGCCUCCGCGCGCGAUUAGACGACACAAAUGGUACACCUAUGGGCUCUGACCCAGCCGAUGCCUGGCCCACAUUCGCAAGCGCCCAAGACGCCAAUGAGUGGUUGGACGCCAACCUCGACCGUCUUAACAACACCACACUAGCUUCUACCGACCACAUAUCUUCCUGGUCCAACUCCGGAGAAGGAGAAGAUGGGAACAAUGGAUUCCUCACAAACGCAGCAGCCAGUGAAUGGCUUUCCUUCUUCCUCAUGACAGCCGGCUGGUUCCUCCUUCUCACAAGCGUUUUCGGUUUCUGGCGCGUCAAGCGCUGGGAACGCGGCAUCAUCUCCUCUUCUUCCAAUUCUACCGCGUCACAGCCAACCGCAGACGAUGAGACAAGGAGGCAAUCACUCUUUGAGCGUCUCGGAAUGUUCCGCGUUCCUUCACGAACAGGAUCUUCGGGUGCAGACGGAUUGGAACGGGUGCCUUCCCAUAUUGGUGAUGAUAUGGUUGGCAGAGAUACAACGUUGGAAAUGCAAUCGAUCGUUCCAACCGAUCCAGACCAUGCACGUCGGAUCAGGCGAGCAAUUGAGCGCGAGCGCAGGCUGUGCGAAGACUUGCGCGCUGCAGGCCUCUUGUAA
This is a messenger RNA of Suillus discolor, 1428 nucleotides long. RefSeq lists its product as uncharacterized. Gene Ontology annotation, cellular component: perinuclear region of cytoplasm; Golgi apparatus; endoplasmic reticulum. Gene Ontology annotation, biological process: positive regulation of protein ubiquitination; metal ion transport; ubiquitin-dependent protein catabolic process. The coding region runs from base 1 to 1428 and encodes 475 amino acids. The record is from RefSeq and is a predicted model, not a curated record. The transcript is spliced from 2 exons. Lineage: Eukaryota; Fungi; Basidiomycota; Agaricomycetes; Boletales; Suillaceae.